UCUAGCACAGACCCAUGACCGUCAUGCUCGCCCGUAUACUAUGCCUCUCCUUAUUUUGCUGUACCAUGAUUUCUUCUGCUCCUCGAACAUUUCAACAAAGUUCAGCGACCUUAUUGAAACCUGCUAUUGACGAUCUAUGGCUAGCAGGCGAUGUGUGGGCUGCAGGCGGAGUCCAAAAAGAAGACAGAAACUAUAAAUAUAACCAAGGUGACAGUUUUCUUUCAGUAAAAAGGAAAGAAGGGGAGUACUCCGCCGCGGAGCUACUGGCCUAUCUAAUGUUAACCGCUCAAAGAAAGAACCCGCAAAGAAACCACGUGAAAGAGUUAAGAUUUGGACUUAGUCGCUAGCGUCAGGACACAGCAUUGAAUCCAAGUCAAAGGAAUGAUAAAAUGUAUU
This is a messenger RNA of Limulus polyphemus (Atlantic horseshoe crab), 396 nucleotides long. RefSeq lists its product as uncharacterized. Lineage: Eukaryota; Metazoa; Arthropoda; Merostomata; Xiphosura; Limulidae. The coding region runs from base 15 to 347 and encodes 110 amino acids. The transcript has 3 exons. The record is from RefSeq and is a predicted model, not a curated record.